AACAUUUUCUGGAUAUCCUCUUGGAAUAGUAAUCUUACACAUCCUGUUUUCGGACGAUAUUGUGAUGUUGACUGUAAAAGGUCAAAGAUUUAUUUAAAUGAGUGAGAAAAAUGUCAAAAUUGCCAGCUAUAUCCCUAUGUGCACCCUCUUUAUGAGUUACAUCAGACGAAAAAAAUCCACACCAGGGUAUUUUUUCUGUUACUUUGCAUAAAAACCAUAAUCCUAAACAAGAUGGCCAGUCUUUUAAGAUCGCGUGGAUUGACAUCUACCAGCAGAGUUCUCAAUGCUACAAACACUCAAGUCCUGAGAGCAACACCUUUACUGCAAAGACGUAUUGCACAAUAUGGUGGUUAUGGUUACAACAAUGAGUAUGACAACAACAACUACGGUGGUGGACAGCCUGCUAAUACCUCAUGGGGUUCUGGUAGCGAACGUCAAUCUUUACCUAGAAACACUAUUAUUAAAUUUGUACCCCAACAAGAAGCAUGGAUUGUUGAGCGCAUGGGUAAAUUCGAUAGAAUGUUGGAGCCUGGGUUAAAUAUUCUGAUUCCUUUCCUGGACCGUAUUAAGUAUGUUAAGAGUUUAAAGGAAACAGCUAUCGAAGUACCUAGCCAAAGUGCAAUUACACAAGAUAACGUUACACUUGAGUUGGAUGGUGUUUUAUACUUUAGAUGUAUCGACCCUUUCAAGGCAUCGUAUGGUGUUGAAGAUGCCGAAUUUGCAAUCACUCAACUAGCACAAACAACCAUGCGUGCAGAAAUUGGACAAAUGACUUUAGAUCGUACUUUGGCUGAACGUGCACACUUAAAUUCAAACAUUGUUGAUGCAAUUAACUCUGCUGCUGAGGAUUGGGGUAUUCGUUGCUUGCGUUAUGAAAUUCGUGAUAUUCACCCUCCUGUCAAGGUUGUUGAAUCUAUGCACCAACAAGUCUCUGCUGAAAGAACAAAAAGAGCUCAGAUCCUUGAGUCAGAGGGUGCUAGACAAGCUGCCAUUAAUGUUGCUGAGGGUCGCAAACAAGCGACUAUUUUAGCAUCUGAAGCUGAAAGGGCCGAGAAAAUCAAUAUGGCAUCUGGUGAAGCAGAGGCUAUUUUAUUACGUGCCACUGCAUCUGCAAAGGGUAUUGAAAAGGUAGCUCAUGCUAUUUCUCUUAACCACGGUAACGAUGCUGUUUCUAUGACAGUUGCUGAGAAAUAUGUUGAGGCAUUCGGUAAAAUGGCUAAGGAAGGUACUACCAUGAUUGUACCUGCCUCUACGAAUGAUGCUGCAUCAAUGGUGACACAGGCUUUGGCAAUUUAUAAUACAAUCAACAACAAGAAGAGUCCUUCUCGCCCUCCUCCCCCAAUUAGCCCAUCCACUGAAAUACCUUUAAAUGACGAACAGCAAGACAUUUUGGACGCAAUGGAUAAAAAAGAAUAAUCUUUGAAAUAAAUUUUGUAAUAACGUAAUUAUCCUAA
Molecule: messenger RNA, 1454 nt
Organism: Mucor mucedo
Lineage: Eukaryota; Fungi; Mucoromycota; Mucoromycetes; Mucorales; Mucoraceae
Exons: 7
Coding region: 232-1416 (394 amino acids)
Cellular component (GO): membrane
Source: RefSeq, a predicted model, not a curated record